CAUGAGUCAUGAGAAGAGGAAACAAUUUGUACGAAUGUGGAGGGAACCAUCUUCAUGAAUGUUCGCUUAUUUAUUUCCUUGUUUAAACUCAUCUCACGCCCAUCAAAUCGAUGUGUUACAAGUGUGAGCUGGCACUGUUCCUGCCCAUCCAGAUGUGACUACCAAGAUGAUCCAACCCCCAAAACCACCAUUUGUCUGUGUUACAAAAUUCUCCAAAGAAAGAAGAACUACGGUGCAGAGAAUGGUGGCUGCUUUCUCUGCCUCUGGAACCAGCCCUGCACUCACUACGACCUGCACUGCAUCUGCUGAAGUAUUUUGAGUUUGUGUUGCCUACUUUGAGAUGAUAAAAAGUGUCUCUGAUACAACUGAAUAUAAUGGAGGAAGAACUGAAUUAUGCAACGGUGAUUUUCAAGACUAAGGAGAAACCAAAUAACCUGGAAAUCGUCUCUGAUUAUCUGAUGACUAAGGAACAGGCAUCGGAUACAAAACCUGUCGUAGGAGAAAAUGAAAAGAAAGCUCCACUGUGUACUCUGCUUCACCUGCUGGCAGCGGGUUUGGGGAUUAUUUGUGUCAUCUUGUUGUCAGCCGUCAUCGCCCUCACUAUCCACUUGAAAACAGUCAUGUCGGAGAACGACAGAGAAAAUGUCCGUUUAAUGGCGCAGAAUCUGCUGCUGUGGAAGGAGAAGACAAACUUUGAGAGGCAGACAGAGGAGCUGACCAGACAGAGAGACGGACUCAACUGGACCAUGAGUGUCAUCCUUGAAUACGAGUACUUUCCAGUGAAUACUCACUGCCCUCAGAAAGUGUGUAAACCUUGUCUGGACGGCUGGGUGCCUUUUAAAUCAAACUGUUACCUGUUUUGGAAUUCUGAUUAUUCUUACCACUGGAGGACAUGGGAGGGAAGUCGUUCUUACUGCAGACAAAUGGACGCAGAUCUGGUGGUGAUUGAGAGCCAGGCGGAACAGGAAUUCAUCAAUAACCAUACUCAAGCCUAUGCCGAUAAAAACCAUGGCUAUUGGAUUGGCUUGAGCAACAAGAAUGCGAUGGGCACAUGGAUGUGGUUGGAUGAAAGCAACUUCACCGUGAUGUACUGGAAAACGAAAGAACGUGGCUACAGAGUGUCUUGUGCCCUGAGUCUGCCGCAUGAAGAUCCUCUGGCCAACUGGAACAAAGCAAGCUGUGACAUGAAAAACCGCUGGAUCUGUGAGACCAGAGCCUUGAUCAAACUGGAUUAGGAAUCAGUCUCAUUAUCAAUAUAGGCUAUUAUUUGAGAAAUCAAAUCAAAUUAUAUAUCUACCUUUGUUUUUGUUUUUUUUUUGUCAUGACUGAUA
Xiphias gladius (swordfish) is the source of this 1331-nucleotide messenger RNA. Its product is annotated as C-type lectin domain family 7 member A-like. The coding region runs from base 375 to 1235 and encodes 286 amino acids. NCBI's taxonomy places the organism in Eukaryota, Metazoa, Chordata, Actinopteri, Istiophoriformes, Xiphiidae. The record is from RefSeq and is a predicted model, not a curated record. The transcript has 8 exons.